UGUAACAUUUUACUUCCUUCCACACAGACCGACACGAACAAAUCGAGAAAGAAGACGUCGCUAACUUUAAAAUACCGUCGCUAACGGUGGUGUUUUGAUCUGAUAGUUCGUAAAAUUUCCACUCUUAAAAAUGCGCGAUGUGGCGAGUGGUGUGUAAGAAGUGAAGAAUUGUUAAGAAACGUAGGUUGUAACGUGUAGGCCUCCGAAGAAAGUUUGGUCGGGGCCUGUAAACAACAUGUCCUCCACCUCGCAGUCUUCCUCCAGACGGCAAUGGUGCUACCUCUGCGACCUGCCGAAGAUGCCCUGGGCCAUGCUGUGGGAGUUCAGCGAGGCUGUGUGCCGGGGAUGUGUCAACUACGACGGGGCGGACAGGAUAGAGCUACUCAUUGAGACUGCCAGGCAGCUGAAGAGCACACACGGAGUUUUAGACGGCAGGUCCCCCGGUCCCCAGCAGGGUAAACCCAGCUCGUCCGGGCCCCUUGAAGCAGGGAGGCAGCAUGGAGAGCGUAUAGAAAGGGGGAGGGGUGAGUACGGGGUGUCUUCUCGACUCCCCAAUGGCCUGCACAGAGCUGAGGAUGUGAGCUCAGAGGGCAGCAGACAGAGCCCGAACACCCGCCGAGCUAUAGUCGGGGCAGUUCCUAGUCUUCAUGGAACAAUAUCUCAUGCGUUGAUAGCUCAGGGGUUGGUAGCAGCCCCUCAUGGGCUUCUAACCCCCUUAUCAGGCUCCAGGGCUGGGGGCACACCAAUUGCAGUCUCAGCUGGCCCCAUUAUGGGAGACGGUGGCAGAAGGCAGGUUGUGUCCCUGGGUGUGGGAGCUAGCACCUCAGCUCUGGUGGGUAUAGAUCCUGCAGUGUGGAGGAACAAUGAGGUGAUGGCAGAACUGAAUGAGGUGGCUCGCAGCCGGGUUGAAGGCUGGCCAAAUCGUCCCAAAGCAGUCAGGGAUGUGCUUGUAGCGCUCAGCAGCUGUGUCCCCUUUAAUGUGCGCUUCAGGAAAGACCAUAAUCUGAUGGGUCGUGUUCUGGCCUUUGAUGCCAGCACAACUCCAGAGUUUGAGCUGAAAGUGUUUGUGGAGUACCCUGCUGGCUCUGGAAUGAUCUUCUCAGGAGUCCCUGACCUGGUCAGGCAGAUGUUCCGUGACUCAGCCAAAGAUGCAGGUAAAGCGGUGAACUCUGGGCUACGGUAUGUGGAAUAUGAGAAGCGGCAAGGCACCGGAGACUGGCGUGGGCUUUCUGAGCUGUUGAAUGAUGGUGUGCGAAUGUUUAAAGAACCCCCAAUUCCAGAGGUCCUGCCACAGCCAGAUGCAGGUAUGCCUAUGGCAGCAGCUGGACGCCCUGCUGCAGCGAAGAGCACCACCCGGCGUCGCAAGGCUUCCCCGGGCUCUGAGAAUGGAGAGAGCGAAGGCAGGCCUGAUCACCCAGCGAGAGAGCCCUGGCCACGAGGUGCUUACUCGGGUAUGGAGCCUCUUCCUGGCAUGGCUGCCCCUCAGGAGGGCCCACCCCGUCUACACAGCCAGCCCUCACCCAUCUCAGCACUCAUGGGAGUCGCAGACAGCCUGAGCUCCAGUCAGAUGGCCAGAGACAGCCCCAGCAUGUCCACAGCCCACUCCUCAGCUGGGCGUCCCACCAGCAGCAGCCCAUCAACUUCCUCCACCUCCGUCUCCCAGGCAGCCUUGGGUCAGGGUUUGAGUGCGGGGGGGCAAAGCACCAAUGCCAGUGCUGGGGAUUCUGCUAGCAGCUCUCAGGGCACCCUGCUCUGUUGCACCCUCUGCAGAGAGCGCCUGGAGGACACUCACUUCGUCCAGUGUCCGUCUGUCCCGCACCACAAGUUCUGCUUCCCCUGUACAAGAGGAUUCAUCCGCAGCCAGGGUCAGGGUGGGGAGGUGUACUGCCCCAGCGGAGAGCGCUGUCCCUUGGCCGGUUCCUCUGUGCCUUGGGCCUUCAUGCAGGGAGAGAUCUCCACCAUCUUGGCUGGAGACGGAGACGUGACAGUAAAGAAGGAGAGCGACCCUUGACUGCUCCAUCUUGUCGUGGUGAAUGUGGAUCAAACACUUUGAAAGCACUUCCCUAUAAUCUCAAGCAGAGGUCCACUGUGGCUGCAGCUCAUCAUGUGUGCCUCUGAGAACAGAAGAACUCUGACCCCCGGGAGAACAGCUACACACACACACUGUUAACUAAAGACACACCAAGACUCACUGAUGAGGAGAGGGGCGUGUCCUCUGUCAGGACUCGUCACAGCUGGAUGUCCAAUCCUGACCAAACCUCUCCUCUCCAUCAGGCCUCGCCUUCAGAGCCCAGGAUAGAAAGCACAUGCUUGUUUUAGGAAAUGACAAUCUAUUUGGUUUUUCAUUUGUGUUACUGUUAUACAUGUUGCAUACUGUCCUAAACAUAUGGGUGACAGCGAUAUUGACAGAUUGUUGGACCUCUUCAAAAAAACAAAUGAAUGUUCAAAAAUGUGGCAAAACCAUCGGGUCCUUAAAGCCAAGGAUUGAAAAAAUGUAAUCUCACAUGUUUCUUAGGUAUUCUCAUUAUAUUGUCUGUCAAAUGUGAAUUUACUUUCAAUAUGGCUAUGUAAUUUCUAUUUUUGAUACAAUACAAAUUUAUAUGCAUUUGUUUAUAGUGAUAAGAAGACCAAAGAUGGCUUCCUGCUCAAUGUAAUUUUAUUGUAUUGUAGCUGUAUAUGCUGUACUCACUGAUAACCUUGGCAUCGGUCACUAAUUUGUUCAUCUAUCACAGAGGUAAGCUUGUUUUGUCUAUUUACUUUUAGAAUGAUAUGUAUGUUAAGAUAAUUAGCACCACAAUCUUCAAUGGUUAAACCACAUACUCGUGAUGUUAACAGGUCAAUUCUACAAUAAAUUACAAAAUAGUCAUCGCUCA
Eleginops maclovinus (Patagonian blennie) is the source of this 2873-nucleotide messenger RNA. RefSeq names its product interferon regulatory factor 2-binding protein 1-like. Gene Ontology annotation, biological process: regulation of transcription by RNA polymerase II. The coding region runs from base 236 to 2011 and encodes 591 amino acids. The transcript is spliced from 2 exons. The record is from RefSeq and is a predicted model, not a curated record. Gene Ontology annotation, cellular component: nucleus. NCBI's taxonomy places the organism in Eukaryota, Metazoa, Chordata, Actinopteri, Perciformes, Eleginopidae. Gene Ontology annotation, molecular function: transcription corepressor activity.